UCAUUACUAGGGAUUAAACGAUGAUCGAGUAUAAUCGAAAAUUGAUCGUUUAAGGGCGAGGUCGGCGACAAUCGAAUGCGAAAUUUUAUAAUCGAUUGUCGGUAGUUUUUUUUCUUGCUGUUAUUUAAGCGGCUCACAAGGGAGAUCACUGUAUCAGAAAAAAAAUGGCGUCGGACUCGCAGCAUGCAAUAGAAAACUUAUCGCAAGAAAACCUAACAAAAAAUAUGGAACAUGAGGACCAGGUCUUGUUCAAUUACCCAGGAAAAACGCGAUCCAUUGUGUGGAAGUAUUUUGGAUUCACGAAAAAGGGGCUUGGACCAGCAAUAAAAGCGAACUUGAACAUGAACACAGCCAUCUGUAAACUUUGCAAAAAAUCGUACGCUAAUAAAGGAAAUACAACAAAUUUGCUAUUCCAUAUUGAUCACGACCAUAAAAGGACUGCUUCUGGGGAUGAAAAUAAUAACAUUAAAAAAGCACCCACCCAGCCAACAAUUCAGGCUCUGAUUGCCAACCCUGGUCGUCUUACACAGAAGAGUAGAACCAACUUAGACGAUGCAUUAUUAAAGUUAAUUGUAGGAAAAGCCCUUCCAAUCAGCCUUGUGAAAAAUCCACACUUCAUUGAAUUUACCAAAUUACUAGACCCAAGGUACAAGUUACCGUCUCAGCAAGAUGUUGUGAAGUCUUUAAACACGAAGAAAGACCAGAUGCGUUCAACCCUUAAGCUUGACCUUGGAUCUGUAUCAGAUGUAGCCAUAACACACGACGGCUGGACAAGCUGUGCCACAGAGAGCUAUUCAGCUGUAACAGCACACUUUAUUGAUGAUAAGUGGAAUCUAAAAUCAGCCGUGCUGCAGACUAAGAAGGUGGAAGGUUCACACACUUCAGAGAAAAUAGCUGAAGGUUUAAAAGAAGUACAGACGGAGUGGAAACUACCAACAUCACUUACAUUAGUAACUGAUAAUGCUGCUAACGAAAGAAAGGCUGCUGAACUCCUUGGAUGGACACGAUUCGGGUGCUACGGUCACCGUAUUAACUUAGUGGUCAAACAUGCUCUUGAGGUAACUGAGUUGAACAAGAUUUUGGGUAAAUCAAGACGACUUGUAACAUUUUUUCAUCAAUCAACAAGCGCCACUGAUGCUUUAAUUGAAAAACAAAAGUUAGUGUUUUCAAACACACCAGGUUUGAUUGGACAUAAACUGAUAACUGACGUUCCUACACGUUGGAAUAGUACACUGGCAAUGCUUGGCAGAUUGGCAGAACAACUUCCUGCUAUAAUGAGUAUUAUCUUUGAUACAAAUUGUCUAAACAAAACUGCAAUAAGCACUGUAAAAACCUACUGUCUAACAUCUGAAGAACAUUCUGUGGUGCAGGAACUCAUUUCUGUUUUAAAACCCUUUGAAACCGCAACAACAAUUUUGUGUGCAGAAUCUAGUCCUACUAUGCAUAAAGUGCUUCCUUGUAUGGUAAAAAUCAAAAAGAAGUUGGAAGAUGUUGAGAGUAAUCCCUUAACAUCUCCUGUUGUUAAGAAAGUUAUUUUGAAAAUGAAAGAGGAACUGUUAAAAAGGACUCAGGUGGAGGAUGUACCCCUCCUGGCAGCUCUAUUAAAUCCUGAUACCAAGAAUCUCAAUUUCUUGACAGCGGAGGAACAAGUGUCUGCCCGUCAGUUGCUAAUGGACACUGCGUUAAAUUUAAAGGUUGAUAAUGCUGCCCUUCCAAAUGUUAAAGUAAAACAAGAAGAGGCUGUUAGUGCCAUUUUACCUGACUUACCAGUGUUACCUGACAUAGACCUAGAGUCUGACCAGAAUGUUAAAUUUGAAUGUGAAAAGGAGGGUCCUAGUGAAAAGAAAAUGAAAUUAACUGAUAUGGAUGAGUGGUUCGACGAUGUUUGCUUCAUAGGAGAGUCGCAACAACCCCUUCAGAACUUAAUAGAGUUGGAGGUUCAUAGAUAUUUUUCACACAAUCAACCACAGAGUUCAAAGCAGCAAACGCUUCUGCAGUGGUGGCAAGCUAAUCAUUAUUUCUAUCCACAACUUGCAACUUUAGCCAAAAAGUACUUGGCAGUUCCAGCAUCAUCAGUACCAAGUGAGAGGGUGUUCAGCUUAGCUGGUAUUGUUGUUGACAAAAAACGAUCUAGAUUAAAGCCAGAUUUGGUUGAUACGUUAAUUUUUAUGAAGAUGAACAUGGAAACAUACUGGUGA
Molecule: messenger RNA, 2198 nt
Organism: Ruditapes philippinarum (Manila clam)
Lineage: Eukaryota; Metazoa; Mollusca; Bivalvia; Venerida; Veneridae
Product: E3 SUMO-protein ligase ZBED1-like
Exons: 4
Coding region: 165-2198 (677 amino acids)
Molecular function (GO): DNA binding; protein dimerization activity
Source: RefSeq, a predicted model, not a curated record